AUGCGGGUUUCUAUAUCAGAGCUCACCUUAAUUGCCUUGGGCCUGUGUUCCGUGCACGUUCUCGCAGCGGAUACGCUUAGCACAAAUGGCAUCUCAACCUGUCUGACGGGUGCAGAAAUACAGGUUCAAAAGUUAGACGUUACUUAUACACGUUCCACUAGAGUGGUAGUCUUCGAUGUUGCCGGAAAAAACGAAAAAAAGCAGAACGUUACCGCAUCUCUGUCGGUUUAUGCUUACGGCAAUGAAAUAUAUAGCAAGUCAUUCGACCCUUGUGGCUCGGAGAAUUAUGUCGAGGAACUUUGUCCUGUCCCUUCCGGCGUCUUUCAAGCGACUGGUUCGCAACAAAUUCCGGAGUCGUUUGCCAGCCAGAUUCCCGCGAUCGCCUUUGCUAUACCCGACUUGGAUGGGCAAGUGAAACUUGAGCUGAAAUCCAAGGAUGAUGUCCACAAAGUUGCUUGCAUUGAAACGCAGUUAUCGAACGGAAAGUCGGCACAAAUGCCAAGCGUAACUUAUGCAGCCGCCGGUGUAGCAGGUGCUGCUCUAGCAAUGAGCGGUCUGUCUAUCAUAGGCGCUGCCGGCCAUCCUGGGGCUGUCUCAUCUAGUCCGGGGUUUGGUGAUGUCAUGGGAUGGUUCCAUAGCAUGGCAACGAACGGCAUGCUCAGUGUCAGCUACCCAGCAGUGUAUCGCAGUUUCACGAAGAAUUUUGCCUUCAGCACCGGCUUAAUUCCAUGGGGUCAAAUGCAGCAGUCUAUCGAUAACUUCCGCAAGUCGACCGGCGGAAACCUCACGGAGAACAGCUAUGACUUUCUCCGCAAUGCUACGCUCGAGUUCUCAAAUAGCUCGUCGACAGACACAAAUUCUAAGGUCAAGCGAGGUGCGAAUUCAACAUCUGGUGAUGAUGCCAGUGAUGAUACAGUCAAAAAGGUUGUCUCUGGUAUAGAGGCUUGGGCAGAACAGCUUACCAUCCCUCAAGCGAAUAUAUUCAUGACGUGUCUGCUGAUAUUUGCUAUUGUUAUAGCUGCUAUUACGGUGGGCAUUUUACUGCUCAAAGUUAUCCUCGAGUUAUGGGCCUUGUAUGGAUCCUUCCCUGCGAAGCUCACGAAUUUUCGCAAGGAUUACUGGGGUUUGCUGGCCAGGACUAUUACUAACCUGAUUCUUCUCCUCUAUGGGAUUUGGGUUUUGUAUUGCGUCUACCAGCUUACCGGCGGAGAUUCGUGGGCCGCGAAAGUAUUGGCUGUUGUCACGCUUGUCAUAUUUACCGGUGUCUUGCUUUUUUUUGGCCUCCGAAUCUGGUAUGUGGCUCGUAAAUAUAAAGCAUCCCAAGGUGAUGCCUCCGGCUUGUACGAGGAUACAGAGACUUGGCGAAAGUACAGUCUUUUUUACGACAACUACAAAAAGGAUUACUGGUGGCUCUUUGUCCCCGCGAUCGUGUACAUGUUUGUUAAGGGUGUAAUCAUCGCUGCGGGCAACGGUCAUGGCCUUGUUCAGUCCGCGGGUCAACUCAUUGUUGAAGCUCUCAUGCUGGCACUUUUGCUAUGGUACCGGCCAUAUGUUGCAAAGUCGAGCCAGUGGAUCAAUAUCAGCAUCCAGAUUGUCCGUGUAUUAUCCGUUGCUUGCGUGUUGAUCUUUGUUGAAGAACUUGGUCUUUCACAGACUACCAAGACUGUGACGGGUAUUGUCCUUAUCGUCGUGCAAUCCGCCCUCACAGGCAUCUUGGCCAUCCUCAUUGCCGCUAACGCCAUCAUCCUCUGUGUCCGAGAAAACCCCCAUGCGAAACGGAGAAGGGAAGCCAAAAAAAUGAACCGUGAUAUGGACGAUUUGACACCUUUGGAUGCGCGGGAGUCGCUUCUCAUGGAGAAUCCACCCCGAAAAGAGUACACAGAGAUGAGCAAGUUUAACUUCACCGGCCCUUAUGAGCCCUACCGGGACCACUACGAUCCGAAGUCACGAUCAAGUUCUACAGGAAGCACGGACCGUUUAGUGGAUCCUCCUGGUUAUCAUGAAAGUCAACAUGGUCGAAGUCUCAGUCGAGAAAGCCGGCAUACCCGCGAUAGUCGUGGUUCCCCAGAUGGACGUAAACCUACCGCUCCUGGUUAUGGCUUCGCCUAUUGA
Aspergillus bombycis is the source of this 2112-nucleotide messenger RNA. Its product is annotated as transient receptor potential ion channel family protein. The transcript has 4 exons. Lineage: Eukaryota; Fungi; Ascomycota; Eurotiomycetes; Eurotiales; Aspergillaceae. Bases 1 to 2112 code for a protein of 703 amino acids. The record is from RefSeq and is a predicted model, not a curated record. Gene Ontology annotation, biological process: transmembrane transport; fungal-type cell wall biogenesis.